CUGGUGUUUUAUAAAAUCCUUCUAAUUUCACGAUCGAAUUAGAUUUACUCCGAAAUUAUUAAAGGAAAGUGUAUUCUUCAUAAAAUUAAGUUUACUUACAAGUUUGUUGUAAUACAAGUUUCACAACAUAAGCCAUCACUUUAUUUAUAUUACUUUUCAUUGUGAACCUGUCAAAGUGCUCGUAGUUUGUUCACGCUUUCUUUUAAAUUCAUAUUUCAUUAAGACUCAGUUUUUACAUUGUAGAAGACAAGUGGGAAACAGCUGAUAGCUUUUUCAAUUACUCUCUUACUGUUUUAUUGCUACUAGACGCGUAGAAGAUGAUUCAGAUUAUUUUAGAAAUAAAGAUAUAGACCGUGUAAAGUAAAUGAACACCAUGAACGUGGAUUUAAAGCAGACGUUUGCGCGCAUCAAGCCAGUGUGCGAUGUUGUGAUGAUGUGCCCGAGCGCGGAGUCCAUCGCGCAGUUCACGAGCCGCGUCGGCGAGCUGAAGAAGGAGGCUGUGCAGGAGCUGCAGCAGUACCUCCUGUUUCCAUUCAUAACCCAUAUAAAGUCUACUGAAAUUGAGAAGAAAUAUGAGCUUCAGUGGAGAAUAAUAGAUGCUAUCCGAAUGGUACUGGAGAAAGUGACAGUGAUCAGUUUUGAGAUGUGCAUCAAGAUAGAGACAGGGCUGCUCACCCUGGUGUUCGAUAACUCCAAGCCUGGCAUGAUUGCUGAUGUGCCAGAAGAAUUAAAGCACUCUAUUAUGAAGUGCCUCACAGUGCUCAUGUUGCACAUAGAUGAGCAUGUUCGCAAGAAGUUGCUUCGAACGCAGGUGCCCCUCAUUGCUCAAGCCGUCUUUGUGUCCGUCCACCUUGCCAAGCUGGAGAGGCUCCGAGCGCUGAGGCUAGCAGCCAUUGACUCUGUGACCGCGCACACCGCCUGCCACCGCCAGCUGACGGAUGGGUACCACAUAAAGGACAUCCCACUGGAGGCGCUGGUGGUGGACAUGCUGGCCAGCAUCCUGCCCGGCGUGCUGGCCGCGCUGCAGGACGUGGCCACCUGCACUGACAACCCGGGACAUGCGGUGCAAGUGGCAGCAAUAGACGCCAUACACCGCAUACUGUGUCUCACGAUGAACGACAAAUACUUGCUCAAGCACUCGACUUUAACGGCCGAAGACUUCGCAAAGAUGGUCAUAGACAAGCGAAAACCUAACAAAGAAGUAAGCAGUAAGGAAAAGAAUCCCAAGGAGAUAUCCAAACGUUCAGCCGAAUGGUUCGCAAUGGCGGGCGAUAAGCUGGUACUGAUUAGCAAGUGUUUGUCGGAACUGGUCACGAACGAUCAUCCUAAAGUACGUCGUGAGCUCGGCGUGUACUGCGCGAGGCUGCUCACGGAGUGUCAUCAAACAAUGCAGCCAUCAGUCUCCAUCGCCCUGGACCUGCUACUGGCGCUUUCCGGCGACUCGCAUCCCGAAGUGUCAGAAUACUGCUCACAGGCGGUGCGAGCGCACUGCGGCCGCCACGUGGCCGACAGCCUGCGGGACAACUUCACAGCCACCGUUGCUGGCCUGCCGCGCGUGUUGAACAACGUCGAUUCCGCCCGCAAACUAACAGCCCUAAACAAGUUAUACGGCUACAUAGAAGUGAUGAUGGACUCCGCACAACCGCAGACGCUGACGGCAGCGCUCAGCACCGAGGACUCCCUGCAGGGCCUCGUGAGCGCGCUGCUGGAGGCGGCCGCGCUGCACACCGACCUCGUGCUGCUCGCGCGCCACACGAGAGACGGCGUGCCGACGACACCGCCGACGUCAUCACCGUGGCUGAAGCUGCGGCACCUCUCGGGCUCGGCGACCGCUCGGCUGUGGAGCGCGGCGCGGCUGCUGGGCGGCGCCGAGUGCGCGGCGCUGCUGCUCGACCGCCUCGGCCCGCACGCCGCCGAGAGCGCCGCGCUGGCCAACCAGCUCGCGUCAGCUCCUAACGCCCCAACGGAAUUAGCGCAGCGCGUGCUAAGUGCAUACACGGAGGAGAGCACGUGGUACCUACCGCUAGAGGUGGGCUGUGAAGAGGCGCCCUCUACAGAUGAAACCCUCGACCCAUCUGUGUACGACCCCCGCGCAUGGACCAAGGACAGCGUGCCAGGUCUAUACGAGGGCGCUACUGAAACUCGCUACACGGGCAUCAGCUACGCGGCUCCCCGCACCCCGCGGCGGGCAGCGGGCACCUGCGCCACGCUGGGCGAGGCGCAGCGCAAUAUGGCGCUCUCCUGCAUACUGACUGAGGGCGUCGGCCUAAUGGCGAAGAGGCUUAUGGCUGACUUUCAACCCUAUCUUCUGAAAACGCUCUGCUUGAUACUGGAGAGAGUCGGUAGUACGUACGAGUUGCUUCACCUAGCUGGCGUAAAGGCCAUCAGCGACAUCGCGACAGCGUGCGGCCACGAAUCCGUGCCCGACCUCAUCCGCUGCAACGCUGACUACUUCACGCAUCAGAUCUCUGUCAGGCUAAAGAAGGCUUGGAACACUGAGUCAGCACUUCAAAUCCUGUCCGUGGUUAUGCAGUACAGUGACGCGAGUAUACUGGACUGUCUAUAUGGAAUAGUGGAAGAUGUUCUUGUCCAAAGUUUGGAUAAAUAUCACGAAAAAAACUUACAAGCAUACCUUCAAGUGUUCCUGACUUUCAUAACCUGCAUCCGAAAAUGGUUUCCUGUCGAGGAUGAAUCCAAAAAGACUGACAAUAGUAAAAAAGGAAAGGGCCAAGAAAUCGACGUCUUGAAAGAUCUGAUGGAAUAUCUGGCGCAUACUGAAGAGAUGGAGAAACUGAUGAAAAACGAAGAAGUGGAGACGAAACAAACGGCAGAAGAGAUGUAUAAGGAAGAUCAGAAAUUGAGGGAAGAAGGGAUCUUGGACUAUGAUGAUAAAGUUACAGAGGAAGCCCCUCCCCUGCCUCGGCACAUCGUGGUGACGCGGACGAUUCUGAAGCGCUGCCUCAACUUCCUCACGUCCAAGAACACCGAGGUCGCCAUCCUAGCGCUGCAGGUCUUAAACGAGGGUUUUCCGAUUCUGGAAAAGUAUCAAGAUGAAUUGCUGCCGCUGGCUCACCAAUGCUGGGCGCCGCUAGCCGCGCGCUGCGCCGCGGACGACGCUGUUGUACUGCGCCGAGCGCUGGAGCUUCUAGUCACUAUGGCGGCGCUGGCUAAGGACUUCCUCAGACAGCGGGCGGCUACGGACGUGUUACCGCACAUAUACUCGUUCCUGCACAAGUCGGCGCGCGAGAGCCACCUGAAGGACGCGGGCGCCGCCUACCGCAGCUCCGCCGCAUACCGGCUACAGGCAUGCGCGCUGAACGCACUGAGCACCCUGGCCUCAGACCUGGUGCUGGAGGCCGAUCGCCUGGAGGCCGCCAUGGCCUGUGUCGACCACUACCUCAGCAGCAAGCAGCCUAGGCCUCUGCAGGAGCUCGCUGUGAAGUUCUUCAAAGCAAUGCUGGAGUACGACUUCGGCGCGACUUGGUACCAUCUGCGCGUGGUCGCCGACAACGAAUGCGUACUUCACCCGCCGGACUGCAAGCCCAUAGACCUGGUCCCCAUCAUCGGUACCCCCUACAGCCCCUCCAAGAAAGAUCUCGAACGCAAUGUGGCGCUCGUGUUCACGGGGUACGAACACCAAGGCUAGCACACGCCGUGUCUGCGGAGAUGCAGACGCGGUAAACGAAAACUUGCACGGUAAAGUGGAGCAUUUUACUAAAUGUACUAGUUACUCGUAUGUCCCGUUUAAACUUGAAUUUUAUAAUGUGUAUGUUUUUUACUCUGCGACAAUGGAUGUGGAAAAUGCUCAAUAAAAUUCAGACUUGAAACUUUGAUAUAAUGUAGGCCAUUAAAUAAAAAUAUGUCUAUAUGGGACAGCUCAUGAAUAUCUCAUUUAUACUAUUCAGAUUCAAAUGGAGUUAAUUGUAUCGUAUUCAAUACGAUGUUUUACUUGGAACCAAUCUGUUAAUCCAACACUGCAUUAACAGCGCAUAUAUACAUCCCCGUUUUUUCUAGCUUUAUUGUUGAGCCUUAACAUUGAUGUCUGUAUAAGCAUGUAUAAUAUGCACAAUCAUUAACAUACCGUUUCAAGAUAUAUGACU
This is a messenger RNA of Leguminivora glycinivorella, 4100 nucleotides long. It is a transcript of the gene Tti1, whose product is annotated as TELO2-interacting protein 1 homolog. Lineage: Eukaryota; Metazoa; Arthropoda; Insecta; Lepidoptera; Tortricidae. Gene Ontology annotation, biological process: chromatin remodeling. The transcript has 19 exons. The record is from RefSeq and is a predicted model, not a curated record. The coding region runs from base 365 to 3646 and encodes 1093 amino acids. Gene Ontology annotation, cellular component: cytoplasm.